AUGUUGGUGCUCCUAAGGGGUAAAUUGGAUUGUCUUGCAGCCGUAGCGAGGAAGAGGCCCAUCCACUAUAGUUCUGUUCUUUCUGCAUUGCUUAAUUUUGAUCCGAAUUUUGAGAUGGGAAAGGGAGGUCACACAGCCAGUAUUCAGUAUUCUCUAAGAACCGCCUUUUUAGGAUUCUUGAGGUGUACUCAUCCAGCCAUUGUAGAGUCAAAGGAUAGAUUGCUUAGGGCUUUGCGAGCAAUGAAUGCUGGGGAUGCGGCCGACCAAGUUAUCCGACAAGUUGAUAAAAUGAUGCGAAAUAAUGGGCGUGCUUCACGUGAUGCCCGGUUAAGCAAGGAUGAACAACCAUUAAGUUAUAUGCCUGUUUUAGGGGAUUCGAUGAAGAAAAGGUCCACACCUCUAGAUAAUGAAGAGACAAAUGGUAGUUAUGAUGUUGCUUCCAAAAGGAUGCGUUACGACCCAAACACCCAUGCAGUACCACCAAUUCAAAUAAGUGAUUCUAGGCAGGAUAACUCUGUUAAAGAGACACCCCCUGAGGUUCCUUCGAUAGACAGUGCUUUAACUCCUGUUGAACAAAUGAUUGCCAUGAUUGGUGCUCUAAUAGCCGAAGGAGAAAGAGGUGCUGAAUCACUUAAAAUUCUGAUAUCUCAAAUCCAUCCUGAUUUGCUGGCUGAUAUUGUCAUAACUAACAUGAAGCACCUGCCUAAAUGUGCCCCACCAUUAACGAGACUUGGGAGCCUGUCAGUAACUCGACAAAGUGAUUCUUCUAGUGUUCCAGCCCAGGUCGUGACACCAAAUGGUUCCACAAGUUCUGCACAGACUCCCAUACAUCCAGCACAAGUACCUUUCACAUCAUCAAAUGCAAUCAGCCAAACAAUGUCUGAGAUGUCCACUUCUAUUGAUCUCCCAGCAGAUGCUAAACGCGAUCCACGAAGGGAUCCACGUCGCCUUGACCCACGGCGUGUGGCAAUACCCGUUGGAGUGCCACCAAUCCCUACUGUGGAGGACAAUUCAAAUUCUGUGCAUUCCAGUGCUAUACACUCUUCAGUUGAUGCUCCAAAUUCAUUGAAUAAGGCUCUUUCGGUGCCUCAGGUGACAAGUGUUGAAAAUGCUUCAGUACCUUUGAUGUCCCAAACUGGAACUGACUUAAACGUCUUAGAGUAUCCUGUGGUUUCUAGUGCUGAUCAACUGUCAAAUAAGGAGGAGGUUUUGGAUGAAGAGGCCAAGGAAGUGGUCCUUCAUUCGGAGGUUGAUAUUGCUUCAGAUAGUGCAGUUUCUCCGUUUUGCAAAGGUUACCAGGACACAAUUCCAGAAAAUUCAACAGAUAAUACAAUGAUAGAUGAGGCUCAUUCGUCGUCUUUAAUGGAAGAUGAUCAACUUUCGCCAGUUGUGUCAACCACAGCUGUCUCAGAGGAGACUUGUCCUGAUUUACCAGUUGUUCCGUCAUAUGUUGAGCUGACUGAAGAACAGCAAAGAAUUGUGAGAAAAUUGGCCAUUGAACGGAUAAUUGACUCGUACAAGCAUUUACAAGGAACAGACUUUAAGCAGACACGCAUGGCAUUGCUUGCUCGAUUGGUUGCUCAGGUGGGACAGAACCUUCUCUUGAUUGAUGCUGACGAUGAAGUGGUGGUGAUGAUGCAAAAUCAUAUUGUGUCUGACUACCAACAGCAGAAGGGGCACGAGCUUGUGAUGCAUGUCCUGUACCACCUGCAUACUCUUAGCAUGUCGGAUUCACUCGAAGAAUCUCCAUUUGCUGCUGCUGUAUAUGAAAAAUUCCUCCAGGGAGUGGCAAAAUCUUUGCUGGAUUCUUUACCAGCUACGGACAAGUCCUUUAGUCGACUUCUCGGCGAAGUUCCUUGGUUGCCCAAUUCGUUGUUGAAACUGGUGGAUGAUAUGUGCUAUGACACUCGCUUUGGAAAAGAUGUUCAUGAUGGUGAUCGUGUUACUCAAGGCCUUGGUGCUGUGUGGAGUUUGAUUUUGGGGCGUCCAGUACAUCGUCAAGCCUGCUUGGAUAUAGCUUUGAAGUGUGCUGUCCACUCACAAGAUGACAUUCGUGCAAAAGCUAUCCGGCUGGUGGCAAACAAACUCUAUGUGCUGAACUACAUUUCGGAAAAUAUCGAAGAAUUUGCAACAAAUAUGUUCUUAUCAGCUGUUGAGCAGCAUGUUUCAGAUAUAGAGUUUUCACAGUCUGGAGCCAUUGAGCAAAGAACAGAAGAGGAGAUGGGCAGCCAGGAAGCUUCCGUUAGUGGUUCUCAAAUUUCAGAUUUAGGAGUUUCUGAAAAUGACUUGGUGAAGGGUACACAAUUGGAUUCUCAGAGUGAUUCCUCAGUGUCAUUUGCUCAAGCUCAGCGCCUCAUUUCUUUGUUUUUUGCCAUAUGUUCAAAGAAGCAUAGACUUCUUCAACUUGUAUUUGAUAACUAUGCUCGUGCUCCCAAGGCUGUAAAACAGGCUAUCCAUCGGCAUAUUCCUAUUCUUAUAAGGGCUCUAGGGUCGUCUUAUUCUGAAUUGCUCUGUAUACUAUCCAAUCCACCACGAGGAAGUGAAAAUCUUCUGACGUUGGUGCUCCAUAUUUUGUCUGAAGGGACAACACCUUCCUCUGAUGUUGUUGCCACAGUUAAACGUUUAUAUGAAACCAAACUUAAGGACGCAACUAUUCUUAUUCCUAUCUUGUCUUCGUUUGCCAAAAAUGAGGUUUUACCCAUCUUUCCACGGCUUGUCGACCUUCCAUUGGAUAAGUUUCAAACUGCGCUUGCUCACAUACUGCAGGGUUCAGCUCACCAAGGUCCAGCAUUGACUCCGGCAGAAGUGUUGGUUGCUAUCCAUGAUAUAAAUCCUGAGAAAGAUGGCCUUGCACUUAAAAAGAUAACUGAUGCUUGCUCAGCUUGUUUUGAGCAGCGCACAGUGUUCACACAGCAGGUUCUGGCAAAGGCUUUGAACCAGAUGGUUGAUCAAACUCCUCUCCCUCUGCUCUUCAUGAGAACGGUAAUCCAGGCGAUUGAUGCUUUUCCUACACUGGUUGAUUUUGUCAUGGAAAUACUCUCCAAACUCGUGAGUAGACAGGUAUGGAGGAUGCCAAAAUUGUGGGUUGGAUUCUUGAAAUGUAUCUCUCAGACCCAACCACAUUCUUUUCAUGUGUUGUUACAGUUACCAUCACCACAGAUUGAAAAUGCCUUGAACAAAUAUGCUAAACUUCGAGGUCCCCUUGCCGCCUAUGCCAACCAACCUAGUAUUAAAAUUUCACUACCAAGAUCAACCCUGCUGCUUCUUGGCCUUGCAAAUGAAUCACAUAUGCAGCAACCACAUCUCACAUCUUUGCAUGCCUCAGACACAAGUUCUUCAGUUCAUGGUGCGACAUUGACGUGAGCUCUGUGGGAGUUGAGAAAUUCAGCAGCAACACCACCAAAAAACAAGAUCACCUUUUACCAAAUUAGGGUUGGGCUCAUACCACGCUUCCAAUCUUCUCGUGGUCACUGCAAAUAGGGGGAAAAUGUCGGUGGAUUACUCGGAUGGUAUACAUUCUGCUGCUCAGUAAGAUCUGGGUGAAUUAGAUUGGGAUGGCAAUGGCGUGCUGACACAUUUUUCCGGCGAGAAAGCAUCAUCCAAAAGCUCUCCACCCUUCAGCUUGUCACAGAAUGUACAUUAGCUGAUUAUUUUUUUUCGAUGUUUUUAAUCGUUUGUAGAUUAGUUUUUAUAUCCAGUGUGGAAAUAGAUACAGC
This is a messenger RNA of Ilex paraguariensis (yerba mate), 3716 nucleotides long. Lineage: Eukaryota; Viridiplantae; Streptophyta; Magnoliopsida; Aquifoliales; Aquifoliaceae. The record is from the annotation of a GenBank genome assembly.